AUGGCUCAAUACGGCUAUAAAGCCACGACCUUCCCAUUUGUGCAAAGAACUCUCCCUCCUUUAAAGCCCCUCACUUCCUUCCCCUCUUUCCAUUUAAAAAACCCAACCCACUCACUCCGACUCCUCCUCUCUCUCUCUCUCUCUCUUUCUCUCUCUCUCUCUGAACCCAUGACGGAGCAGUGGCGACCCGACCCGGCCCACUCGUCCCUCUUCCGUCCUCCGGAGACCCCCCGCGAGCCCAUGGAGUUCCUCUCCCGCUCCUGGAGCGUCUCCGCUCUCGAAGUCUCCAAAGCCGUGGCCCCUCCUCCCCAUGGCCCAUCACUCUCCAAGCUCAACCUCAACUCCGACACCACCCCUAUCCCCGAGGACUUUGCCGGCGAGCUGGACGCCGCCGUCUCCGGCAACCCAUUUUCCUUCGCUUCCUCCGAGACUUCCCAGCUCGUCAUGGAGCGUAUCAUGUCACAGUCGGAGGCCGUGUCUCCUAGAACUUCAGGCAGGCUCUCUCACAGCAGUGGCCCUCUUACCGACAGCCCGCCGGUCUCUCCUUCCGAUAACGAUGACAUCAAGUAUUGUCGCUCUAGCAACCACCACCUCAACAACCAAUACCGAGGUGGCGCCAACGGCGGAGUUACGGUGGCUGCUGGGGGAAAGACGGUGGGGAGGUGGCUGAAGGACAGGAGGGAGAAGAAGAAAGAGGAGGCGAGGGCUCAUAAUGCACAGCUCCAUGCUGCUGUGUCUGUUGCCGGUGUGGCUUCUGCCAUUGCCGCCAUUGCUGCGGCCACGGCCGCUACUUCCGUGUCUGGAAAAGACGAGCAGAUGGCUAAAACCGACAUGGCAGUGGCCUCUGCUGCGACGCUGGUGGCUGCUCAAUGUGUGGAGGCGGCUGAGGCCAUGGGUGCUGAAAGGGAGCACCUUCACUCGGUUGUUAGCUCCGCCGUGAAUGUCAGGUCUGCCGGGGAUAUCAUGACGCUUACCGCCGCUGCUGCAACAGCGUUGCGUGGGGCAGCAACAUUGAAGGCCAGGGCGCUGAAGGAAGUCUGGAACAUUGCGGCGGUUAUUCCCGUCGAAAAAGGGGUCGUUGUAGGUGGAAAUGGGGGCAGUAAUGGUGAUUCUAACAGUAGCUUCAGUGGUGAACUGGUUCCAGAAGAGAAUUUCUUGGGCAUUUGCAGUAGAGAAUUACUAGCUAAAGGUUGUGAGCUCCUGAAGCGCACCCGCAAAGGAGAUCUUCAUUGGAAAAUUGUUUCUGUUUAUAUCAACAGGAGCAGUCAGGUUAUGCUGAAGAUGAAGAGCAGGCAUGUUCAUGGGACCAUCACCAAAAAGAAAAAGAAUGUGGUGCUGGAGGUGAUAAGAGAUAUGCCUGCCUGGCCUGGUCGCCACCUUCUCGAGGGCGGGGAGCACCGGCGUUACUUUGGUCUGAAGACAGUUAUGCGUGGGGUGGUGGAGUUUGAGUGCCGGAGCCAAAGGGAGUACGAUAUUUGGACUCAGGGCGUCUCCAGGCUGAUCUCCAUUGCUGCAGAAAAGAGGAACAGUAGGCAUAGAAUUUGAUAGUAGUAGUAGUAGUAGUCUUGUGUUGAAUGUUUUUGGUAUUAUGGUGGUGCUUAUUAUUGUAAAAAGGGUUAAAUGAAAGGUAUAAGCUAUCCAAAUUGGCCUUGUUUAGUAUUGUGGAUGGAGUAUAUAUAUUUUGGACUCCUCUUUGGUUUUUUGUAGUGGUAAAGAAAGUGAUUGGAAAAUGAGAUUGAGAGGUAGCAGCACCAUGUGAUUCAAGUCCUUAUUUUAAGACACUGUUGAGGAAAGAAAAGGAGGAUCUUGGACUGAAGGCGGUCAAAAAUAGAAUGGAAAAGAAUCUCAGUUUGAGUAAAGAACAAGAUCGUAGAUAAAGACAUUGUCCUCAUU
This is a messenger RNA of Fragaria vesca subsp. vesca, 1893 nucleotides long. RefSeq lists its product as uncharacterized. Gene Ontology annotation, biological process: auxin-activated signaling pathway; phloem or xylem histogenesis; leaf vascular tissue pattern formation. The transcript has 7 exons. The record is from RefSeq and is a predicted model, not a curated record. NCBI's taxonomy places the organism in Eukaryota, Viridiplantae, Streptophyta, Magnoliopsida, Rosales, Rosaceae. Bases 1 to 1545 code for a protein of 514 amino acids.